Molecule: messenger RNA, 3121 nt
Organism: Vitrella brassicaformis
Lineage: Eukaryota; Vitrellaceae
Source: the annotation of a GenBank genome assembly
CCGAAAGAGAGCAAUGAGGGCCGCCACAGCCGCGAGGAUGGUUACAAGAUGGACCAGCCAGGGAAGAAACACGAACCCGGCGGCCGGCACAUGCUGCGCGAGGUAUUGCAGGGCCGUCUGUGGGCGCCUUCUGUAGGUCAGCACGCCACUGAGGCCCUUGUUGCAGAUGGCAGUGUCGAGCCGGGCCGUCAGGUAAGCCUUCUUGAUGAGACGGCAGCCGACGGUCUUCGAAGUGGCUCGCAGGGCGCCGCAGCUGUCUGCUGUGAGCCAUCCCAACACCUCACCCGUGACGUCCCUAGGCAGGCGGGUCAGACGACAGCGCGGCAUGACCGAAGGUCGCCUCAUGGAAGGAUAACUUCAGGCCCAAGCACAAGAUCAGAAACACUUUAAGCCCCCCUUCGCGCCUCAGGCAGACACAACAGCCGAUGGAUCUUUGGAUCCAACAGCGCCAUGGAAGCCACUAGCCGCAUCCCUCUCCUUCGCAGCCUUUGCUCCCUGGUGCCGCCGUCCCUGCGCGUCAUGAGAGCCUCGAGGAGGCGGGAGACCAGCUCAUCCGAGCAGAAGAGGCCGCCAGGGGCAAGACCAUCGGCAUGCGUGUGUUUGCUGCCAUCGUUGUCUCGGUUGGGCUCGUGUGCAUGACUAUCGGCGUCGCCAUCGGCCUGUCCAUGACAACUCUCACCAACAAUACGUCGGUCGAGCGACCUGUCGCGGAAGCAUACAACGACACAAACACGGCGAUGCAGCUGUCAUUCGUGAGCAGCCCCGUCAGCACUGGCCAUCAGCGCCGGGCCGUGUGUGAGGCGGGCGAGUGGGAGGCGCAGCAGCAUGACAACAGCAAGGACGACCAGAAAAACUACCAUGGCCUCCCUGGGCCAGCUGCGGGUGAGGCUGCGGGGCACGCAGCUGAUACCAAUGAUGACGUCAGGAGCAAGGCGCCAUUGGGCUACGGUGGGCAGGUGAGGGGCAGAUCCACACCAAAACAGGUCAAACAGGAAAGAUGUCGUGUGUACUCGUGUCCUAUAUGGGUGUGCAGGUUACCUUGUUGUUGGCGUUGGCGCUCGCCGCAUUCUCUGCGUAUCAGGUGAGAAGGAGUGAUACAUGUCCUCAAGCUCAUUCGGACAUAUGUGGCUGCAGGCUGCCCAGGUACAAGCGCUCAAAACGUCAAACGAUCAGGUAAGACGCACGAUCCGUCAAUGCAUUGUCGCACUCCUGCCUUCUUCUGUUGACCACUGUGACCACUGUGCACGCAACUAUGCCUCGCCGUAAAUGCAUGCAGCUGCGCACGCACGUGGACACCAAUUUGCAGCAACACGCUACUAAGGUCAGAUCGAGAUGGGCGAAAGACACGGACUGACAUGCACGCAAAUGCCCUCUCUCUCUGCUGUGUGUGUUCAGCUUCAGGAGCAGCAGGCCCUCAUCGAAUCCAAUCAGACAGCCGCACAGAAGAACACACAGGAGGUGACAUGACAAAGUCACACACUCAGCCGAAGACGUGCACUUGCUGUGCCCGAUAUAUUUGUCCAGCUGGGCGAGGCCAUCCGCAAAGAAAUCCGCGCGCAGGUCUACUCCAAUGCGCACAUGCUUAUGCAGACUGGCUGUGUAUCUUCUUGCCUCUGUGUGUGGAUAUUGCAGUGCCUUUGGGCUGAUUCGCUUCUCACAAUCGGCCAGUACGUGGCCAUGUGCAACUGGCUGGGCGGCAAGCAGCUCAACGUCAUCUACAAGUAAAGGGCAAAGCACACAUUGUAAUACUAGCAGCACAGUAGGAGCACGUGUGUGUCAGGUCAUCGCGGGACGGCGCCACAUAUGGUGAUUUGCUCCGCUGCGUUGGCGACAAGACCGGCCUGGUGUUCAUCAUCAAGAAGGACAUAUAUCUGUUCGGCGUGUAUAUUAGUGCCGGUCUGCUGCUGCCCGACAAGCCGAUCAACGGCUGCAGCACAUACGACUGUGAUGUGCGGUAUUUCUCAUUGGCCGGCCACUUCGCCACGCCGACCAAGAUCGACAUAGCAUGGGAGUGGAGGGAGCUGUAUGUGGAUGUGGCGGGGAGGAAGGGGAGUGUUGGUGAUGGUGCGAAUGUGUACAUCGGCGGGGGUCUGUUUUUGGGCUACGGCGGCAGCCACCAGCCUGCUGCCGACAUCCGAAGCUGCCACCAGUGGACCUACAGCAGCGAUGUGCCUGAGGGCUACAUGGGAAAGAGGGGGGGAUAUAGCGAUGCUUUCUUGGGUGGGGCGCUGGACUUCAUGGCUGAUGAGAUAGAGGUGCUGCAUGCGGUGGGGCAGUGAGCGAGGGAGAGAGAUGUGUCUGGGUGUAUGUGCCUCUUGCAGUGUCUUUUUUCGACCUAUCUCGUGUGGUCUUCGUGUGUGCGUCUGUGUGUCUCACUCGGUGCCGCAGGAGGCGCAUCGCUGCGUUGUGGCACACUGUGUGGGUGUGGUGCCGUCUUUCUCCCUUAAUUCUAUCAACACGUGCUCCUGUGUGUGUGUGCUCUUUUUCCUGCCGAUAUGGGUGGCAGCGAGGCGAUCAUUCAUUUUGCUGACUUUUUUAUGCGUGUCGUGAUGGGUGUGUUGUUUGUCUGUACCAUAGGUGGCUGUCAGAACGAUGGUUAUACCACCUUUUUGAGUCAGCCAGGCAUGCAGCCACGACCAGCCCAGGGAGGGUCUACAGCCACUGUCUGCCUGCGGGCUACUUGGGAGUGAGGGAUCAAUAUGGCUACGCUGUGUUAGGUGGGUCAGAGUACUUGACGGCUGACGAGCUAGAGGUGCUGCACCUGGUGCACGCGCAGUACGUGGCCUGUCAGGAUCGAUACGGUUUUAUCACAUAAAUCGCAUCCGGGGCUAUAGCUGUUGAUGGGUGUCUGUCGUCUGUGUACCAUAGGUAGCUGUUGAUUUGAUUGGUCGUGUCUUUCUCUUCUCUGCCUUGGGUCGUCUGGCGGUUAUCGAGUGUCUUGUUGACCACUCCCAUGUAUAGCCAGUGAGAUUGUGCCGUCCUUUAUGCGACAUAGUACCAUUUCUUCCACAGGACAAGACGCUGUCCCGUAACCAAGUGUCAUCAGCAAUGCUCAACACCACACCACACCAAACCACACCACAUUGUGCCAACACAGAGAGAGACGUCCCCGCACAGAGCG